CCAGGAUGAACAAGUGCCCUAAACCGGGUCUCUUGUGCGUUCCUGGGAAGGAAUGUGAUAAAGAACAAAACACGGCGACUGAUGCCUCAGGAUUUACUUUAGGCUUCUGAGAAAAAAAAAAUGCCUAGGGUUCAAGAAAAAGUAAUAAGGCGGAAUUCCAGGAUCACCCAACACCAAACCUCGACAGUUGGUAACCCGGACCCACUUUUGAGCAGAACGGUCAGGCCGGAAUAAGCCGUUUCCCAGUCUCGUCUGUCCCCUUGCGCUGAUUGAUCUAGGCUUCCCCUGCUAACAUGUCGCAAGGGAUCCUCUCUCCACCAGCCGGCUUGUUGUCGGAUGAGGAAGUCGUAGUCUCCCCCAUGUUUGAGUCCACUGCUGCAGAUUUGGGGUCUGUGGUGCGCAAGGAACUGCUGUCAGACUGCUCUGUCAUCUCCACCUCCCUGGACGACAAGCAGCAGGUUCCAUCUGAAGGAAGCAUGGAGAAAGUCAAAGUAUACCUGAGGGUCAGGCCCUUUUUACCUUCAGAGUUAGAACGACAGGAGGAUCAGGGUUGUGUCCGUAUCGAGAAUACGGAGACCCUUGCUCUACAGGCACCCAAGGACUCUUUUGCCCAGAAGAGCAACGAGAGAGGGAUUGGACAAGCAACACACAGAUUCACCUUUUCCCAGAUCUUUGGACCAGAAGUGGGACAGGCACCUUUCUUCAACCUGACUGUAAAGGAGAUGGUAAAGGAUGUACUCAAAGGACAGAACUGGCUUAUUUAUACAUAUGGAGUCACCAACUCAGGGAAAACCCACACCAUUCAAGGUACCAUCAAGGACGGGGGAAUCCUGCCCCGGUCCCUGACUCUGAUCUUCAAUAGCCUCCAGGGCCAACUUCAUCCAACACCUGAUCUGAAGCCCUUGCUCUCCAAUGAGGUAAUGUGGCUAGACAGCAAGCAGAUCCGGCAGGAGGAACUGAAAAAACUGGCCCUGCUAAGUGGAGGCCUCCAAGAGGAGGACCUGUCCACCUCUUUGAAGAAGAGUGUCUAUAUUGAAAGUCGGAUGGGCACCAGCACCAGUUUUGACAGUGGCAUUGCUGGGCUCUCCUCUACCAGUCAGUUUACCAGCAGUAGCCAGCUGGAUGAAACAAGUCACCGAUGGGCACAGCCAGACACAGCCCCUGUAAGUGUCCCUGCAGACAUUCGCUUCUCCAUCUGGAUCUCCUUCUUUGAGAUCUACAAUGAACUGCUUUAUGACCUGUUAGAACCACCUAGCCAGCAGCGCAAGAGGCAGACUCUGCGGCUGUGUGAGGAUCAAAACGGCAAUCCCUAUGUGAAAGAUCUCAACUGGAUUAAUGUUCAGGAUGCCGAGGAGGCCUGGAAACUCCUGAAAGUGGGUCGUAAAAACCAGAGCUUUGCCAGCACCCACCUGAACCAGAACUCCAGCCGCAGUCAUAGCAUCUUCUCAAUCCGGAUCCUGCAUCUUCAGGGGGACGGGGAUAUAAUCCCCAAGAUUAGCGAGUUAUCACUCUGUGAUCUGGCUGGCUCAGAGCGCUGCAAAGAUCAGAAGAGUGGUGAGCGGCUGAAGGAAGCAGGAAACAUUAACACGUCCCUGCACACCCUGGGCCGCUGUAUUGCUGCCCUGCGCCAAAAUCAGCAGAACCGAUCAAAGCAGAAUUUGGUUCCCUUCCGUGACAGCAAAUUGACUCGAGUGUUUCAAGGCUUCUUCACAGGCCGAGGCCGCUCCUGCAUGAUUGUCAAUGUGAAUCCCUGUGCAUCCACUUAUGAUGAAACCCUUCAUGUGGCCAAGUUCUCAGCCAUUGCUAGCCAGCUUGUGCAUGCUCCACCUCUGCAGCUGGGAUUCCCAUCACUACAUUCAUUCAUCAAGGAACACAGUCUGCGAGCAUCUCCCAGCUUAGAAACUGGAGCUAAGACAGACCCAAGCCUUGAUGAUGACAUUGAAAAUGAAGUUGACAUCUCCACCUAUGGCAAGGAGGAGCUCCUACAGGUGGUGGAAGCCAUGAAAGCACUGCUUUUGAAAGAACGGCAGGAAAAGUUGCAGCUGGAGAUGCACCUUCGUGAUGAGAUUUGCAAUGAGAUGGUGGAGCAGAUGCAACAACGGGAACAGUGGUGCAGUGAACAUUUGGACACCCAAAAGGAACUACUGGAGGAGAUGUAUGAAGAGAAACUCACAAUCCUCAAGGAGUCACUGACAAGUUUUUACCAAGAGGAGCUUCAGGAGCGGGAUGAGAAGAUUGAGGAGUUAGAAGCUCUCUUGCAGGAAGCCAGAGAGCAGUCAGUGGCCCAUCAACAACCAGGGUCUGAACUGUCCCUCCGGCGGUCACAAAGGUUGGCAGCUUCGGCCUCCACCCAGCAGCUCCAGGAGAUUAAAGCUAAAUUGGAACAAUGCAAAGCAGAACUAAACUCCACCACUGAAGAGCUGCGGAAGUAUCAGAAAAUGUUAGAACCACCGCCAUCAGCCAAGCCCUUCAUCGUUGAUGUAGACAAGAAGUUAGAAGAGGGCCAGAAGAAUAUAAGGCUGCUGCGGACAGAGCUUCAGAAACUUGGUGAGUCUCUCCAGUCUGCAGAAAGAGCCUGUUGCCAUAGCACUGGAGCAGGAAAACUUCGCCAAGCCUUGGCCACGUGUGAUGACAUCUUAAUCAAACAGGAUCAGACCCUGGCUGAGCUACAGAAUAACAUGAUGCUGGUAAAACUGGACCUUCGGAAGAAAGCGGCGUGCAUCGCAGAACAGUAUCAUACUGUGCUAAAACUCCAAGGCCAGGCUUCUACGAAAAAGCGCCUGGGUGCCAACCAGGAAAAUCAGCAACCAAACCAACAGCCCCCAGGGAAGAAACCAUUUCUUCGAAACUUACUUCCCCGAACACCCACCUGUCAAAGUUCAACAGACUGCAGCCCUUAUGCCCGGAUCCUGCGCUCACGGCGCUCCCCUUUACUCAAAUCUGGGCCUUUCGGCAAAAAAUACUAAAAUUGUGAGAAGGAGAAAGCAGUCAUUGCUCUGAGCUUAAGAAAUAGGCCUCUUUUGGAGUUCCCUGGUGGCCUGGCAGUUAAGGAUUUGGCAUUGUCACUGCUGUGGCUGGGGUUCAAUCUCUGGCCUAGGAACUUCUGCAUGCUGUAGGUGUGGCCUAAGAAAGAAAAAUAGGUCUCUUUUAAGCUUUACCAUAUAUAUACUUGGAACUCUUUUCAUAAUACAAUAUUCGGACACUAGUUAUUUUUCACCCUUUUUGUGUUAUAAUCACUUAUGUAAUCUUAUGCUUUUUUACCUAUAUCAUUUCUAUGCACACAAAAAAGUUAUAUUAAAUAAAGAUAUUAUUCACAUUUUAAA
Molecule: messenger RNA, 3323 nt
Organism: Phacochoerus africanus (Common warthog)
Lineage: Eukaryota; Metazoa; Chordata; Mammalia; Artiodactyla; Suidae
Gene: KIF20A
Product: kinesin family member 20A
Exons: 19
Coding region: 294-2966 (890 amino acids)
Biological process (GO): microtubule-based movement; mitotic spindle assembly
Cellular component (GO): spindle microtubule; nucleus
Molecular function (GO): ATP binding; plus-end-directed microtubule motor activity; microtubule binding
Source: RefSeq, a predicted model, not a curated record